CUGACCCUGUGGCAGGGAGCUGCCCGGGUGACAGGGUCAGGAGGCUGGUGUGCUGCCACGCUGAGCUUCGCAAGCUCCUGCACCCACGCCAGCAGCACUCACUGCCCGGCGUCAUGCCCUCCUACACGGUCACUGUGGCCACCGGCAGCCAGUGGUUCGCGGGCACCGACGACUACAUCUACCUCAGCCUCAUUGGGUCUGCGGGAUGCAGCGAAAAGCACCUGCUGGACAAGGCCUUCUACAAUGACUUCGAGCGUGGCGCGGUGGACUCAUAUGAUGUCACUGUGGAUGAAGAACUGGGUGAGAUCCAGUUAGUCAAAAUUGAGAAGCGUAAAUACUGGCUGCAUGAUGACUGGUACCUGAAGUACAUCACACUGAAGACACCCCACGGGGACUACAUCGAGUUCCCAUGCUACCGCUGGAUCACAGGCGAGGGCGAGAUCAUUCUGAGGGAUGGACGUGCAAAACUGGCCCGAGAUGACCAAAUUCACAUCCUCAAGCAGCACAGGCGGAAAGAACUGGAAGCGCGGCAGAAACAGUAUCGAUGGAUGGAGUGGAACCCUGGCUUCCCUUUGAGUAUUGAUGCCAAGUGCCACAAGGAUUUACCCCGAGACAUCCAGUUUGAUAGUGAAAAAGGAGUGGACUUUGUUCUGAACUACUCAAGAGCGAUGGAGAACCUGUUCAUCAAUCGCUUCAUGCACAUGUUUCAGUCUUCCUGGAAUGACUUUGCUGAUUUUGAGAAAAUCUUUGUCAAGAUCAGCAACACUAUUUCUGAGCGAGUCAAGAACCACUGGCAGGAGGAUCUCAUGUUCGGCUACCAGUUCCUGAACGGCUGCAACCCCGUCCUCAUCAAGCGCUGCUCAGAGUUGCCCCAGAAGCUCCCAGUGACCACAGAGAUGGUGGAGUGCAGCCUAGAGCGGCAACUCAGCUUAGAACAGGAAGUACAGGAAGGGAACAUUUUCAUCGUGGACUAUGAGCUUCUGGAUGGCAUCGACGCCAACAAAACUGACCCCUGCACACACCAGUUCCUGGCUGCACCCAUCUGCCUGCUAUAUAAGAACCUCGCCAACAAGAUUGUCCCCAUUGCCAUCCAGCUCAACCAAGCCCCUGGAGACAAGAACCCAAUUUUUCUCCCUUCGGAUGCAAAAUAUGACUGGCUUUUGGCCAAAAUCUGGGUGCGUUCCAGCGACUUCCACGUCCAUCAGACGAUCACCCACCUUCUGCGCACACAUCUGAUGUCUGAGGUGUUUGGCAUUGCCAUGUACCGCCAGUUGCCUGCUGUGCACCCCGUUUUCAAGCUGCUGGUGGCCCAUGUGAGGUUUACCAUCGCCAUCAACACGAAGGCCCGGGAACAGCUUAUCUGCGAGUAUGGCCUUUUUGACAAGGCCAAUGCCACCGGGGGUGGCGGGCAUGUGCAGAUGGUGCAGAGGGCUGUCCAGGACCUGACCUAUUCCUCCCUGUGCUUCCCGGAGGCCAUCAAGGCCCGGGGCAUGGACAGCACUGAGGACAUCCCCUACUACUUCUAUCGUGAUGACGGACUGCUGGUGUGGGAGGCCAUCCUGUCGUUCACAACUGAGGUGGUGAACAUCUACUAUGAGAAUGACCAAGUGGUGGAGGAGGACCAGGAACUGCAGGACUUUGUGAAGGAUGUUUACGUGUACGGCAUGCGGGGCAGAAAAGCCUCAGGCUUCCCCAAGUCCAUCAAGAGCAGGGAGAAGUUGUCUGAGUACCUGACUGUGGUGAUCUUCACAGCCUCGGCCCAGCAUGCAGCUGUAAACUUCGGCCAGUAUGACUGGUGUUCCUGGAUCCCCAAUGCUCCUCCAACUAUGCGGGCCCCACCGCCCACGGCCAAGGGUGUGGUGACCAUCGAGCAGAUCGUGGAUACUCUACCAGACCGCGGCCGCUCAUGCUGGCAUCUAGGCGCAGUGUGGGCACUGAGCCAGUUCCAGGAAAAUGAGCUGUUUCUGGGCAUGUACCCAGAGGAGCACUUCAUUGAGAAGCCAGUGAAAGAAGCCAUGAUCCGAUUCCGCAAGAGCCUGGAAGCCAUCGUCAGUGUGAUCGCUGAGCGCAAUAAGAACAAAAAGCUCCCCUACUACUACCUGUCACCAGACAGGAUUCCCAACAGCGUAGCCAUCUAAGCCUGGCCUUCCCUGGGCCAGCAUCUCUCCGGAAAGGCCAGUGGCUUUGCCAGCCAGACCCCAGCUUGCCUGGCAGGCUCUAGGUGGACCUUCAGGCAGCUGGUGCCUCUUCCUUCCAAGUUAGCAGUGCUGCUCCUGGGCCUGGCUGUUUGAGGAUGGGGGGACAUCACAAAGCUUCAGCACAUGCUGCUUCUUCCUGUCUUUGGUGGAAGUAUAUACACAGUACAGGGACCCCCCGCCCAGCUCAGUGCUUCCACCCUAAGUAGCACAGUGCAGCAGAGUGAGCGACGCCUGUUCGGGUUGGGUCAGGGUUACCUUAUUCUAUGUGUACUUUGUCCAGUUGCUUGCGCGUACGCAGUAGGUGCCCAAAGAAACUUCUUGAAUGAAGAGUUUGUUAUACAAUAAAGUUCAUUUACAGCA
Messenger RNA from Peromyscus eremicus (cactus mouse), 2558 nucleotides. RefSeq names its product arachidonate 5-lipoxygenase (gene Alox5). The record is from RefSeq and is a predicted model, not a curated record. Gene Ontology annotation, molecular function: arachidonate 5-lipoxygenase activity; iron ion binding; protein binding. The transcript has 14 exons. Gene Ontology annotation, biological process: linoleic acid metabolic process; lipid oxidation. NCBI's taxonomy places the organism in Eukaryota, Metazoa, Chordata, Mammalia, Rodentia, Cricetidae. The coding region runs from base 114 to 2138 and encodes 674 amino acids. Gene Ontology annotation, cellular component: nuclear envelope.